Fusarium fujikuroi IMI 58289 is the source of this 1872-nucleotide messenger RNA. Its product is annotated as related to calmodulin-binding protein kinase. The coding region runs from base 1 to 1872 and encodes 623 amino acids. Lineage: Eukaryota; Fungi; Ascomycota; Sordariomycetes; Hypocreales; Nectriaceae. The transcript is spliced from 7 exons. Gene Ontology annotation, molecular function: ATP binding; protein kinase activity; protein binding. The record is from RefSeq and is a predicted model, not a curated record. Gene Ontology annotation, biological process: protein phosphorylation.
AUGGAAGAGGAUACGACUCGUGCGUCGCAAGAAAUUCCAGCUGCAUAUCUUCAUCUAGUAGACACCAGAAGCGAACACCAAUCUCAGCAGCUGUUUCCAGUGUGGGAACGAGAAAUCUUCAAGAUCGGGCGAGACCCUCGUGCAAACACGCUGGCUGUCGACAAUGACCUCGACGUCUCAGUUUCUCGAAACCACUGUGAAGUGUAUGUUGUGGUGUAUGAGCCAACUAUCAACCAUGUCUACGUGCGGGACCGAAAGUCUUCAAACGGCACCUUUGUCAAUGGCCAACUCAUUGGUUCUGGUCCGGAUAUAAGCCCCGGCUACCUACUACAGAGCGGCGAUUUGUUUGCAAACAAGUACCACGUCAGUAGCCAUUGCCUGGGGCAAGGAGCGGAAGCAGUCGUCUGCCUGGCAAGCGAUGUCCAGACGAAGAAGCAGUUAGUUUGCAAGUUGAUUAAUCUCGACAAGAUCCAAGGGAAGAAUUCUCAAGAGGAUAUCCGUCGCAAGUUUCAGGAAGCCGACAUCUUGCGCCAGCUGAGACAUCCUAACAUCCUUCCUUACGUGGAUGCUAUCUCAUCACCACACUCACUCUAUACUUUUACAGAACUUGCAUCUGGUGGUGAUCUCAUGUCAUUCAUUCUACGCCAUGGCACAGUCAAGGAACUCGACUCACGGAUCAUUAUACGUCAAGUUGUCUGUGGUCUUGGCUAUCUCCACGAGAAAGACAUUGUUCACCGUGAUCUAAAACCAGAGAAUAUUCUCUUGGCAUACUCACCUAAGAUUGCGUAUCAUCGAGUCAUGCUUUCAGACUUUGGCAAUUCUGCCGUUCCUCGACGCAGCAGAAUGAUCACAAACGCUGGAACACCAGGAUACCAAGCACCGGAGUUCGCUGCGGGUGGGCAAGCUCACACUGCGGCUGUCGAUAUCUGGUCCUUAGGUGUUGUUGCAUUACUCCUCCUCGCAUCUGAUAACCACGACGGAGAGCUCAACAAGAUGGAGCAAGGAGACAUAAUCGAAUAUCUCACCAGGUUAUUCAAUGGAAUGCAGACAAAACCCUCUCUCGAAGGGAUUGAGUUCGUCUGGAACUGUCUGAAAGUCGACCCAUUACAGAGAAUCAAUGCUUAUGGUGCGAAGACGCAUGCAUGGCUUUGUCCUCCGAAGAAGAAUCGGGAACUGUUCAAACGAAUGGAUUCUCGAACACUGGCUUCUUGGAAACCUCAAGAUAAGCUCAAACCGAUGCCUUGGGUGUUACCUGAUCUUGCACCGAGCAAUCCACCCACACCUACAAGAAGCCCAGGCUCAUCAAUCAGCCAAUACUUCACUACGACACCUACGCGCUUUGAAACUACAACCACAAAGUCUAAAGACCGCGUUCUAGAGAUAGCCGCAGAAUCUGGCCCAGAAACUGCCACUAGUAAGACUAUCUCGUCUUUCUCGGUGCCACCGCGUCCAUGCGGCACUCUACGAGAGUCUACCACAAAUCUCAAGAAGCCUCAACCUCCUUGGCAAGGGUUUCGUAGCCCUAACAGUUCAGCGAACACUGAACUCCCAUCAAAGCGCAGGAGAGUCCCAAGAGCCAGGACUCAUGAUACUGUGAAUGUUUCCUUACCUGGGCUAGAGAGGCAUUUAAGAUCACCUAACAAUCCCAAUCCUCGUUAUAGGCAAAAUGUUCUUUCGGCUCUCGAGAGGACCAAGUCAAAGUUCCUCACAGACAGCAUCUCUCCUGUUUCGAGAACUCCUCUAGAUGCUCUCGCUGGCAAUGCAUUUGUUCCACCACCAAGCCCUAAGAAACGGAAGAGCAAGCGUGAUGUGAGGCUAAAGGAAUCGGGCGUAGCCAAUAUGAGGCAUCCACCUCAGCUCGCAUUCCGCUGA